Guillardia theta CCMP2712 is the source of this 425-nucleotide messenger RNA. RefSeq lists its product as hypothetical. The coding region runs from base 4 to 228 and encodes 74 amino acids. The record is from RefSeq and is a predicted model, not a curated record. NCBI's taxonomy places the organism in Eukaryota, Cryptophyceae, Pyrenomonadales, Geminigeraceae. The transcript has a single exon.
CAGAUGUUCGCUAUUCUUCGUCAAUACGUUGAAGUUCGCCAGAACUUCACCAUGCUCACUCUCGAUGCCAACGGCAACGACGUCGAUGCCCUCCUCAAGGAUGUCAACACCAUCAACACCUGGGCGGAGCCGCACAACGCAAACGGCAUCACCCCCAACACCGUCAUCGACUCCAACGAUGAGCCUCCCGGCAACAACCAGCAGCGCAUGGCAGUGCGCGGAUACUAGAGCUGGUGGAGCAUGCCAGACCGACAGUGUUUGUCAUUGAAUGAAUGAUGAUAGUGUCGGCCACUCUACUGACUUGUGAUACAUCAUACAUAGUGAUGGGGAUGUGACGACACGUGCAAUGCUAUAGCAAUGGCACCUUUAUGACGAGCAAGUGACACUGCAAGUGACAAAGGAAAUUAAAUCGAAGAUACGCAACA